UUUUUCCUUUUUUCUUUUUCUUUUUUCAGUUCAAUUUCUAUUUAUAUAAUGGGUGUGUGUGCAUCGAGCGAAGAACGAGCUGAAAGGAUGCAUAGUUUUGCUAUCGAUCGUGCUAUCGAGGAAGAUGGUAAAAAGUUGGACAGUGAAUACAAGAUAUUAUUACUAGGUAGUGGCGAGUCUGGUAAAUCGACCAUUUUUAAGCAGAUGAAGAUUGUGUAUCAAGAAGGAUACACCAGAGAAGAGCUCAUAAGUUGGAAAGUGACAGUUUAUCGAAAUUUGAUUCAGUCUGCACAGUCUAUUGUGAAUGCAUUAAAUCAAUUUGAAUAUCAACUUUCAACUGAAAAGAAUCAAUACGAAGCUGAACUUUUAUCAGACUAUAAGCUACAAGAUAGUCUAAGCCCUGCGAUUGUUGAUGCCAUCAUCUCUGUUUGGCAGGAUCCCGUGACGAGUAGACUGCUAGAAGAAAAGUCGAGUGAGUUUUAUUUAAUGGAUUCUGCGCCUUAUUUCUUUGAAGAAAUCGAAAGGAUCAGUCAACCCAACUAUGUGCCUACGGUAGAUGAUGUGUUACAUGCAAGAGCAAAGACAACUGGUAUUGUCGAAACAAAAUUCAUGAUCAAACGAACCAGUAUACGCAUGUUUGACGUUGGAGGACAGAGGUCAGAAAGAAAAAAAUGGAUUCAUUGUUUUGAAGCAGUACAUUCUAUUAUAUUCUGUAUUUCAUUAUCUGAAUAUGAUCAAGUAUUGCUUGAAGAAUCUCGUCAGAACCGUAUGCUGGAAAGUUUAGUGCUAUUUGAAUCAGUUGUCAACAGUCGAUGGUUUGUCAGGACAAGUAUCAUCUUGUUUAUGAAUAAAAUAGACAUUUUUAGAAAAAAGAUAAAGAAGAUACCACUACAAAAGUACUUUCCAGAUUAUGGUGGCGGACCAGAUCAAGAAAAGGCAGCAAGGUAUAUUCUAUGGAGAAUCAGUCAAACAAAUAGGGCAAAAUUACAAAUUUUUCCUCACUUAACACAAGCAACAAGUACAACCAAUAUCAAGCAUACAUUCGAAGUGAUUCGAACAACAAUUAUUGAUAGCCAACUAAAAGAUUCUGGCAUAUUAUAACCCCUCCUUUUUUUGCAUCAUCUUGUACGUUCUCCCCUUUCCUUCUCCUCCUCCUCCUUUUCUUCUUC
This is a messenger RNA of Rhizopus microsporus ATCC 52813, 1169 nucleotides long. Its product is annotated as heterotrimeric G-protein alpha subunit, GPA3-like protein. Gene Ontology annotation, biological process: adenylate cyclase-activating G protein-coupled receptor signaling pathway. The coding region runs from base 49 to 1101 and encodes 350 amino acids. Gene Ontology annotation, cellular component: heterotrimeric G-protein complex. The transcript has 7 exons. NCBI's taxonomy places the organism in Eukaryota, Fungi, Mucoromycota, Mucoromycetes, Mucorales, Rhizopodaceae. The record is from RefSeq and is a predicted model, not a curated record. Gene Ontology annotation, molecular function: G-protein beta/gamma-subunit complex binding; G protein-coupled receptor binding; guanyl nucleotide binding.